GGGUUUGAUAGGUUUGCGAAUUUGGGGUUCUGGUUUUGAGUUGAGAUUUAGGAGAUGACUGGGCUUUUGAGAAAAAUUAUGCCUGUUGUACCAUCCAGCAGUAAACAUGGUGGUGAUGAUGAUGAUGAUGAUGCUCAUAAUGUUGAAUACUCGUUUGCCAUUGAGUACUCUGGUCCUCCGGUUGGUUAUGAUAUUCCACGAGCGGUGCCUAUAGCUGUUGAUGAAAUCCCUGUUGCUGCCCCAGUGGUCUCUUCUUCUUUGUUGAAAGAUAGUUCACUGCCAGUAAUCCAGCCAAUUAAAAAAAGUACUCCUGUAGGUAGAAAACCAUCAAGGGAGCCGAAAUUAAGCUCUGAGUCAUCUAUUUCUAGCAGUUCACUGACCGGCUCUGGUGCGUCCUCAACUGGUCCUAAUAUGUCCCGUGUAGUACCAACUCAGGUGGAUAGCAAUGGUGCAUCUGGACGCUUAACUGGUAAUUACUGUAAGGUCAAGUCAUCUGAGGGUAGGAGAAGCUCAGGUAGAUUGAAAAGUCUUGAUAGUCAAUUUAAUUCUUGUGAAAGUUUGGAUUGUGUGAUUGGUGUUGAGAGCACACUCAAAUUAUCUGGUCUAAUAGGAGCUUCUGGUAAAUUAGAACGUCCUGAUUGUCAUGAUAAUAUGCAUUUAAGUGUAGAAUUACCUGAUGAUAACAGGGGAGAGGCAGAUGUAGGAUUUCAAGAUUAUAUGAAUCCUGGCAAUUCAGAAUCAACAGGAUCAGGUUCAAGUUCACACGCUGUUUCGUCUGAAGCGUUCUCUAGCAAAGAGGAGGAUUUGAACGAAGAAGAAACUCCUUGCCAUGCUAAAAGACCAUCAGUUGUUACUUUUCGUGAUCCUGAUCCUAGUGAUGUAGUUCUUGAAGAAUCUGAAUAUUCUGAGGUCAAAAGCAACCAAGCGAGACCGCAGGCUGAAAGGCCUGGGAAGAAAGGUUCAUGCUAUCGAUGCUUGAAAGGAAAUCGAUUUAUUGAAAAGGAAGUGUGCAUUGUCUGUGGUGCAAAGUACUGCUCUAACUGUUUGCUGAGGGCAAUGGGGUCAAUGCCAGAAGGAAGAAAAUGUGUUACUUGCAUUGGUUUCAGCAUAGAUGAUGCUAAGAGAGGAACCUUGGGGAAAGCUUCUCGGAUGCUGAGGCGGUUGCUGACUGAGAUGGAAGUUAAACAUAUAAUGGGAUCGGAAAUAUCAUGCCCAGCAAAUCAGUUGCCACCAGAGCGUGUUUUUGUGAAUGGCAAAGCUCUUUCUGAGGAAAAGCUGCAUAUAUUGCGGAGCUGCCCAAAUCCACCGAAAAAGCUAAAUCCAGGACACUAUUGGUAUGAUAAAGUAUCAGGUUUUUGGGGAAAGGUAGGACAGAAACCGUACCAGAUUAUAAGCCCCCAGCUGAAUGUAGGGGGUCAAAUCGAUCGAAAGGCUAGUAAUGGGAAUACAGAUAUCUUGAUAAAUGAUCGGGAGAUAACUAAAAAAGAGUUAUGGAUGCUUAAGUUAGCUAGAGUGCAAUGUGAAGGAAAACCUCACUGUUGGUUAAGCGCAGAUGGUUCCGUUCAGGAAGAGGGAAUGAUGCCAAGAAAGGGACAUAUAUGGGACCAGGGUACCAUAAAGUUAGUUUGUGCUCUCUUGUCUUUGCCAACCCCUCCUGAUUCUUUGGAUUCUGGUGAUGAUGAACUGAAUGGUGCUAACCCAAGCUGUAAACUUCUUUUGCUUGGUGAUACAAAAUCUGGCACGAGUACCAUAUAUAAACAGGCCAAGCUUCUGUUCAAGGUUCCUUUCUCUGAAGAUGAGCGUCAAAAUAUCAAGGGCAUGAUUCAAAGCAAUUUGUAUCGCUAUAUUGGUAUUGUGCUUGAGGGUCGUGAGCGAUUUGAAGAAGAAUGUAUGAUUGAAAGAAGAAAAAAACUGGUUAUUGAUCAGCCUGGUCCUUCAGGCCAGAUGGAUGAAAAAACAUUAUAUUCUAUCAGUCCACAACUGAAAGCUUUUUCAGAUUGGCUUCUCAAAGUCAUGGCGUCUGGUAAUUUGGAAGUCAUAUUCCCAGCGGCUACCUGUGAAUAUGCACCAUUUGUUGAGGAGUUGUCGAAGGAUGCAGCCUUCCAAGCCACAUACCUCCGGAGGAAUGAAUUAGACAUGCUACCCAGUGUUGCUACUUAUUUCCUAGAACGGGCUGUUGAGAUUUCAAGGACAACCUAUGAACCCUCGGAUCUUGAUAUCUUGUAUGCUGAAGGAAUUACCUCAUCCCAUGGGCUGUCUUGCAUGGAAUUUUUAUUUCCAAAGCCACCACAUCAGAGCUCCAUUGAAUCAGAAUAUCAGAAUUAUGACUCCUCACUCAGGCAUCAACUCAUUAGAGUGCAUCCAAGAAACCUUGGAGAGAACUGCAAGUGGCUAGAAAUGUUUGAAGAUGUUGACAUUGUCCUGUUUUGUGUUUCUUUGACUGACUAUGAUGAGUUUUUCGAAGAUAAGAAUGGAGUUCUGACUAACAAGAUGUUGGCCAGCAGACAACUUUUUGAAAAGAUUAUAACUCAUCCAACCUUCAAAGAUAAAACCUUCCUUCUAUUACUUAACAAGUUUGAUAUGCUUGAGGAAAAGCUUGAACAGUCUCCUCUCACUAAAUGUGAAUGGUUCCGCGACUUCAAUCCAGUUAUCAGCCACAAUUACCACAACAGCAGCAGAAGAAAUUACAAUGCUCCUCGGGCUCAAUAUGCUUUCCACUACAUUGCAUUGCAGUUCAAGAGAUUGUUCAAUUCCCUUACUGAUCAUAAGUUGUUCGUUUCACUAGUUACCGGCUUGGAGCAAGAGACCGUUGACGAAGCUCUUAGAUAUGCAAGGGAGAUUCUGAAUUGGGACGAAGAGCAAUGCAACUACACUAACAAUGAGUCGUCUUAUGACUUUGAGGCAAGCUCACCGUCAUGAUUUUGUUUCAGUAUAAACAAAAUGCUUCUAAAUCUUACAUGCAUUAGAAAGAUUAGUAGCAGUAGAAGUAAAAGUGUUUGCUUUAUUAACUUUCUGGAGCAAAUACUUGUGUAUAGUGUAUACUUAUAUACACACACGUGGAUUCGGAGUUUUGGAUACAUAAGGAAAUACAGAACUGGGAUACAAGAUGAAUGUAUCAUUCUUGGAAGUUAGAUUCUUUUAUACAUAGAGCUGAAUGAAAGCUGUCUGCAAUUGCAGAUUUAGCAAGUGAAACAAUUAUCUCACUAUUUUUUCUGUCCAUUC
Messenger RNA from Pistacia vera, 3222 nucleotides. RefSeq names its product extra-large guanine nucleotide-binding protein 1-like. Lineage: Eukaryota; Viridiplantae; Streptophyta; Magnoliopsida; Sapindales; Anacardiaceae. Gene Ontology annotation, molecular function: guanyl nucleotide binding; G-protein beta/gamma-subunit complex binding; GTPase activity. The record is from RefSeq and is a predicted model, not a curated record. The coding region runs from base 55 to 2919 and encodes 954 amino acids. The transcript has 8 exons. Gene Ontology annotation, biological process: G protein-coupled receptor signaling pathway.